This is a messenger RNA of Mercenaria mercenaria, 1953 nucleotides long. RefSeq names its product sodium-dependent glucose transporter 1A-like. Bases 90 to 1709 code for a protein of 539 amino acids. Gene Ontology annotation, biological process: transmembrane transport. NCBI's taxonomy places the organism in Eukaryota, Metazoa, Mollusca, Bivalvia, Venerida, Veneridae. The record is from RefSeq and is a predicted model, not a curated record. The transcript has 3 exons.
CAUACGUUAUAAUGAAGUGAGCGACUGAAUAAUGCAAAUGUUUUAUUGAAUUAGUCUCCAGGUACUUAACAGGUUAAAGAAUUGUAAAAAUGGAUACUACAGAGCGGCUGAAGGAGCAGACGACACUGCAGAAAGUGAUAAAAACCAUCCUUCUCGUGGUUGUCUGGUCAUGCAUUGGUAUGUGUUUGGAAAUCACUGGCCCAACAUUAAUCGACCUGAAGAUUCGGAUAAAAACGGAUUAUGAAUCGAUUUCUAGCGCCAUAUCUGGACGCAGUGCUGGGUUCUUUAUAGGGUCGGCAGUUGGAGGUGUGCUUGUGGAUAGGUUUGGCCUUUACUGUGACCUUAUGGUAGCAAUUUCCCUGGAUUUAAUGGCGGUUUCUGCAGCUUCCGUUCCCUGGGUACCAAUGACAGAGCUAAUAUUCUUCGUUAGCCUUUGUGCCGGAACGUUUGAAGGUCUCAUCAAUAUCGCUGGCCAGAAACUUAUAAUAAACAUGUGGAAAGAGAAUUCAGCGUCGCCAUUACACCUUCUGCAUGGUGGAUUCGGCAUUGGAUCUUUCAUCAUACCAUUAAUCGCAAACCCUUUCCUUGCCAAACCUGCUCCAGACGACAAGAACGCUACCUUCGGAAAUGUAUCGUGUGAUUCUCAGUGCGAGGUAAACUUUACGACAACACCGGGACCAACCACAACAACAGAGAAAAGGUAUUUGGCGGACACUUCUAGAAUUGAAUACGCAUAUGGUAUUGCAGGUUUAAUAACUGUCGUAGUUUCAUUAGUGUUUUACACUUAUCACAUUUUCGGCAAAAAAGAUCGACAAAUUAUAAAGAAAAGCAUGGACAACGGAACAGGAAAUGACAAAUCAGACACUAGAACUUUGACUUUCAGAGAAAUGUUCAAUCCAGCCACGUGUGCAGCCGGUCGGUUUUUGUACGGGGUAGAAAUUUUGGUUUUUGUGUUUUUGUUUUUCAUGCAAGCCACUGGAGGAGAAAGGAUCGGGGGCAAAUUCAUACGCGCGUUUUCUAUUGACUACCACCACUUUUCGAGUGAUGAUGGCUCGUACAUCAACACUGUGUUUUGGAUUGCAUUUUCCUGUGGCAGGAUAGGUGCCUUUAUCGCGGCAAAAUGGAUUCCAAUCAGAAUAUUGAUCUUGAUUGAGACCGGUGGCUGCCUUGCCUCAUCCAUAGCUCUAGUCGUUUUGGGAACUUCUGGACCAUUAGCUUUAUGGGUAAUAAUGCCUAUUUUAGCUGUUUUCAUUGCGCCACUUUUCCCAUCUGGAAUAGGUUGGGCUAAUUUCCAUAUAGAAGUCACUGGUAUUGCCAUAACAGUAUUUUUACUUGGUGGCUCCAUUGGGGGUAUAGUUUACAUGAAGUUAAUAGGGUUUUUGUAUGACAACUAUGGUCCAAAAAUGUUCCUGUACACUCUGCUUGGCUAUGGAAUCUCUGUUUUUGUUCUUGCCAUUUUAAUGGAUAUAGUAGGUGCCCAACAUGGAAGCAGAUUUGACAAAAACAACACAUUGGACAACAAAGAAGAAGAAAUAAAAGAAGUAUGGUCGACAGAUACAGCGGAAAACGAUCAUAAGUUGAAUGGUUCUUCAUUUGACAAUGGCUACGAAAAGGUUGCAGUAGAUAACUAUUCCAGUUAUAAUUCAUAUGAAACAUUUACAACAAAGCAAAAGGAAGAUGCGAACUUUACCGUGAGCGAAAGACUGUGAUGUUUACAUGCUAUGAACAACAGAAAAAAACUUAUUUACGUACGGUUUCUUUGAAAUGUUACCAAAUAUGCAUUUUAUAUAUAGGUAUUAGGGAUGGCAACUAUUAACUGUUCGGUGUUCCGAGUUUAGUAAUCGAGUACCGACCAACCUGUUAGGUGUUGUUUUGUCUAUUAUCACUAUAGACAGAAAUUAAUCAGCGCAAUAGCUUCGAAACUGUAUAAAUAUAUUCAUGGGUGAAAUUAGU